This is a messenger RNA of Drosophila bipectinata, 2566 nucleotides long. RefSeq names its product beaten path IIa (gene beat-IIa). The record is from RefSeq and is a predicted model, not a curated record. Lineage: Eukaryota; Metazoa; Arthropoda; Insecta; Diptera; Drosophilidae.
CUUUUAUUUGGCUUUUAUUUCCGCUUUUUGUUCGCAUACUAGAAAUGCUAUUAAAGUGACAGCUGUUCUCUUUAAAUAUACACCGUCUAAAGUUUGUUUAUUAUCCAUUUCGCUUUGCAGUGUACUUCCGGCCAAAACAGCUGGACACAAAAGCCAUUUAUGAGUGUGUGAAGUGAAGAACCCAAAAACCACCAAAUGGAUUUUGUCUAAACUCUCUGCAGAAAAACUAGACCAGAGGAAAACCAUCAGAAGCAGAGCCAUUAACCAGCGGAAAUUGGAAUGUAUAAACAAUCAGCAAAAUGUGCAAACUCGUGGAGUGCCAAUCAAAAGCCAACUUGAGUGAAAGUGAAAAAUCGUGGUGCGGGGAAUAUAUUAAUUAUCCGGCUGUUUAUUAGUAAAGUUUUCCCAAAGCGGCAGACAAUUUAUUUAUGGGCCAACUUGCCAAUGCAAAGAAAACCAAGUUGCUGCCAGUCGGGCAUUAAUAAUUUGCAUAUACCAUUUCCCCCAACCUUUCCCCAGCCACCAGACCAACACAAAGUAGACAGUGCGGCGUGUGAAGUUGAAGUGUUUAUUAAAUAGUCUUGCUACAAAUGCGAGACAUUUGCCCGAGCACCAAAGUCCUCGCAUUUUCCCCCAUAGAAAUGUUAGAGCUGCAACUGCGAGAAGAUUUGUCCGCCACUGACUUGGGAGGAAUCUGCGAAAUGCGACCCCAAAGAGCCACGGAUCCGGGCCAUCGUCAGAGCCGGAGAAAAUGCGACUCCAACCGCUGGACUCUCUCUGCGAAUUUCUGCCUGCUGCUGCUAGCUGUACUAUUUCUGAGCAUGGAGCUCGUCGAAUGCGCGCUUCGCAAUGUCAAUUUAAUCAUCGAACCACCGGCGGUGCGACGGGGCCAGCAUGUGGUGCUGAAGUGCAUGUACGACCUGGAGGGGGCCCCACUUUACUCGGCCAAAUUCUAUCGUGGUCAAUUGGAGUUCUAUCGAUACACCCCCGGCGAGUUUCCCAAUACGAAAGUGUUUCCAUUCCCCGGCAUUCAUGUGGAUGUAACCAGCUCGAAUGCCACCCAGGUACUCAUACGCAAUGUUGGAUUCGGUCUCUCUGGAAACUUUUCAUGUGAAGUCACCGCCGAUGCCCCGCUUUUUUCGACCGCCACCGCAGUGGACACCAUGCAAGUUGUUGAACUUCCCGAUAAACGUCCGUUACUAGCCACAGAGCAUACGCGAUAUGAGCCUGGUGAUGUCCUGCGAGCCAAUUGCAGCACACAUCCCUCACGUCCACGGGCCGAGCUGACUUUCACAAUCAACAACAUGGUGAUAAGCGAUGUGGAGACCCAGUACAUACGCACUAUCGAUAACCUGAUUGUUUCGCGCGUUUCGCUAAAGAUGCAAUUGCAGGCAGUGCACUUCUCGAGCGUGAAUCCGCACAGUUACAACAGAAUGUACGGCCAGAACUCGGUUUACGAGCACGGGGGCCCGGGCUACCCUUCGAACCAAAAUCCCGGCGGAUUGCUGUUGCGCUGCUCUGCGCAAAUUGGCGACCUCUACCAGGAGUAUAAGGAAAUCGAGCUCGGCACACCGCAGAAGGAUCCCAUACCGGCACGUGUUACGCUUUCCUCCGACUCGAGCCUGAAGAACUUUUUCAGCACAUAUUUCGCGAGAUCCGCAGCGGCGAAUUGGCGAAUCCUGCCCGGCGUCCUUGCGGCGCCCGUUGUAAUGGCCACACUGGCGGCUCUGCUGGGGCUAAUUGAGGUUGCAUUUGAAACCAGUUACGCAACUGAAACGGCUGCCCCUCCGAUGUCACAUUCCAAGGAGCAAAUGGAGCGAAAGGAACGAGCGGAGGAGAAGCAUCAAUGCACUCUAGCACUCCUGUCCAGCUGUGGCGCCUUUAAGGUGGACGGACAGCAACUGGCCUGGCCAGAAUCGCGGAUACAGGAGCUGGCCUAAGCGCGUGUUACCAGUUAGUUAAAUCCAUAAGUAAUUCAAACCCCAUUUCGUUAGUUUCAAGGAUCUUCAUUUAAUGACUGCUUUUCUUGUUGAUUUUCGUUUUAACCAGAAAAACUGCAUUUUGAGAUGUGGUAUCUACUAGCGAGCUAAAAUAAAAACAACCAAAACCAAAAAAAAAGCCAAAACACACACAAACCAAAACAAAAAACAAAUUAAGGUUAAGAGAACAUUUAUAAACUAGCCUAGUCGUAAAACAGUCCCAAAAGCUGGAUGGCCGAUGGAAAGAAGAGUUUAAAACUUAUAAAAGCAGGACGUACACAAUUCAAAUAUAAAUGUUUACACAAACAAAUAAAUGUCAAAGGAAGCUAAGCAGGCAAAACCAAAUAAAAUGAAAAUACAUAUGUUAAGUACAUCAAAAUACCGAUUCAACUUUAAAUGUGCAAAUUAUGAGAACAUUUAAGAACUAAAUAAACCAAUGACAGAAAUCAAAGGUAUGUGUUUGGGCAUGGAACGUGAGGAGAAUGUGUGUAAAAAUAUAUUUAAAGUAAAAUAUUAAAUUAAUUUAAUUUAAAUUAAAUAAAUAAAAGCCUUGUAUGGGCAUAUUGUAAAUGGUGGUGAAAUUAAAU